UUAACAUUAUCCCAAUUUUUUUGAGACACAACAUUUUGGGUUUUCAUUGUCUCUAAUCGAUAAUCAUUAAAAUUGGAAUAUAUCACUUAAUUUUCUGAAAGUGCAAGAAAUAUUGCACUUUUACGCAUAAUUCAUUUCUUAUGUAUUAGUUGUACUUGCAAAAUACCAGUAUUGUUUUGCAUUGGGUUAAGAAGCAGUCAUAUAAUGGGGAGGUUGUUGGACUAAAUGUCCACUCGGUUUGCCGUAGUUUCCCCGAAUCUUGCUGCGUGGACGCAUGGACAUGCCGCUGCCGUGCAACGAUUUGUUUAAACUUCCAGAAACUCAACCCUAAAAAAAAAAAAAAAAAAAAAAAAACACACGGUGUCCCCCGUGGUGACUUCACAUCCUGUUUUCCCCACUUCCUUCUGAAAGAUCGGCGUGGACUGGGACCGUCCUGUCUCCACGCAACGUGUGCGGCGACCGCACGCUGUCAGAUCUGCGGGGCCGCAGAGUUUUUCCAAAGCGACGAUCCGGACUCACAAGCAUGCAGCAGCUGAUUUGUUGACACAGAAGAAAGGAGGCGUCGAUGUUAGGCUGACAAAAUGAAGACAAGAGAAGAUGUAAAAAUAAUCAACCAGGGUCUGGAGGAUGAGAUGGAAGUCAGCGGCUACCGGCCCUGUCUGUGGAAGCUGGCCCUGGUUGGGGUGGGUGCAGUUUGCUCGGGGGGUCUCCUCCUGCUGCUGCUCUACUGGCUGCCAGAGUGGGGCGUCAAGGGGACGUGCACACACACGUCUCUGAGCGAUGCACACACCCUGCUUCUCAGAACCAAGGAUGAGUUCAGGCAGUGGUUUCGAGUCAGAGUCCACAGAAUGUUGGCUCCAGGCAGGAAGCCCUUUGAGGAUCUGGAUGUAAAACCCAGAGGUCAGCCCCCAAACGGAGACUUCGGUCAUCAGGUCUGCUCUGUUCCCGAUGAACAGCUUCCCCAGGAGCAGCAGGUUUGGAUACAAUACUUCACGCACCACAACUUUAGAUACUACUGGAAUGAUGCCAUCCAGAACUUUGAAUUCUAUCAAGGCCUGGAGGAUGUGAAGGUGAGCUGUGCCCACAUCCACUCUGAACACAGCCGUGGGCUGACCAAAGCACUGCAGGACUACAGGAGGUUGUUUUUCGGGGAGAAUGAGAUUGCUGUGAGAGUCCCCUCUCUGUUCAAGCUUCUCAUCAAGGAGGUGCUGAAUCCUUUCUACAUCUUCCAGCUCUUCAGUGUUGUUCUGUGGAGCGCCGAAGACUACUACUAUUAUGCCACAGCCAUCGUUUUCAUGUCGGUCAUAUCCAUAGCUACCUCACUGUACACCAUUAGGAAGCAAUACGUGAUGUUGCACGACAUGGUGGCGUCUCACAGCGUGGUGCGAGUGUCGGUGUGCAGAGGAGACAAAGACACAGAACAGACCAUGUCGACGGAGCUCGUGCCGGGUGAUGUCAUCGCCAUCCCGGCCAAUGGGAUGGUGAUGCCGUGUGACGCCGUGCUUUUCCAGGGGACCUGUGUUGUGAACGAGAGCAUGCUGACAGGUGAAAGCGUUCCAGUGACCAAAACCAGUCUGCCCAGUUCGGGCGACGAGGCGGCGAGGAGAUACAACAUGGAGGAACACAAGAGACACACGCUGUUCUGUGGAACCCACGUCAUCCAGACCCGCUUCUACACUGGCGAGCUGGUGAAGGCCGUGGUGAUUCGAACAGGCUUCAGUACAGAGAAGGGCCAGCUGGUGUGCUCCAUCCUCCACCCUAAGCCCACAGACUUCAGGCUGUACCGGGACGCCUACCUCUUCCUGCUGUGUCUGGUCGGUGUGGCGGGCAUUGGCUUCGUCUACACCAUCGUCCUCAGCAUCAUGAACAAGGUUUCAGCUAAAACUAUCAUCAUCGAGUCUCUGGACAUCAUCACCAUCACCGUUCCGCCGGCCUUACCGGCAGCCAUGACAGCAGGCAUCGUGUACGCACAGCGGCGUCUAAAGCGCGUCGGCAUCUUUUGCAUCAGUCCUCAGAGGAUCAACAUGUGUGGCCAGCUUAAUCUGGUCUGCUUUGACAAGACUGGCACUCUCACUGAGGAUGGAUUGGACCUGUGGGGCAUCCAUAGAGCAGAACACAGCAGCUUUGUUGCUCCGGAGCCGGGCCCAGCCGAAGAGCGCCUGGUGAAGAGCGCCUUCGUGGCCUGCAUGGCAACGUGUCACUCUCUCACUAAAAUAGAGGGAGAGCUCUCCGGAGACCCUUUAGAUCUGAAGAUGUUUGCCGCCACAUGCUGGGUGUUAGAGGAGCCGACAGAAGAAGAAACUGCGCUUCACAAUCCGCUGAUGCCCACAGUGGUUCGACCUCCAAGGCGAGCCGUCACUGGAGACGGUCAGAGCCAGUCGCAGAUCCAGAACACGUCCUGUGAGAUGGGCAUAGUGCGACAGUUCCCCUUCUCCUCAGCGCUGCAGAGGAUGAGCGUGGUGGUCAGGAGGCUGGGGGACAAACACAUGGAAGUCUUCCUGAAGGGGGCACCCGAGGUCGUGGCUGGCCUUUGCAAACCAAACUCAGUCCCACAGAAUUUCACUGAGACUCUGGAGAGCUACACCAGGCAGGGCUUCAGGGUGAUUGCACUGGCACACCGACAGCUGGAGUCCAAACUGUCCUGGCACAAAGUCCAGACGCUCAGCAGGGAUCUGAUAGAGACCAACAUGGAGUUCCUCGGGUUGAUCGUCAUGCAGAACAAAAUCAAACAGGAGACGGCCGGCGUUCUGACUGAGCUCCGGAGGGCUAACAUCCGCACUCUGAUGGUCACAGGGGACAACAUGUUGACAGCUAUCUCUGUGGCUCGAGACUGCGGCAUGGUCCGUCCACACGAGAACGUCAUCGUCGUUGACGCUGCACCCCCCGGAGACUCCUGUCCCCCCUGCAUCACGUGGCGUUAUGUGGAGAACCCCGCUCAGACCGCCAGGGACGAUCAGACUGCACAGAUCCUCGUGGAGGAGGAGAUGUAUCACUUUGCUCUGAACGGUAGAGCCUUUGCUGUUAUCACAGAACACUUUCCUCAGCUAAUACAGAAGCUCGCGCUAAGAGCCACCGUGUUCGCUCGCAUGGCGCCAGACCAGAAGACCCAGCUGGUGGAGAUCCUGCAGGGCAUUGACUACAUUGUUGGAAUGUGUGGCGACGGCGCCAAUGAUUGUGGGGCCCUGAAAAGAGCACACAGUGGGAUUUCUCUGUCUGAGCUGGAGGCGUCAGUUGCUUCCCCGUUCACUUCCUCCACCUCCAACAUCUCCUGUGUCCCCAACCUCAUCAGGGAGGGACGAGCCGCCCUCAUCACGUCGUUCUGCGUCUUUAAGUUCAUGGCUCUCUACAGCAUCAUCCAGUACAUCAGUGUCAUUUUACUUUACUGGAUCCUCAGCAACUUGGGAGACUUUCAGUUUCUCUUCAUUGACCUCGUCAUCAUUCUCAUCAUCGCCUUCACAAUGAGUCUGAACCCAGCGUGGAAGGACCUAGUGAGGCAGCGUCCUCCGUCCAGUCUGAUCUCGGGCCCACUGCUCUGCUCGGUCCUGACCCAGAUCCUCACCUGCCUGGCCUUUCAGGUCUUGGCUUUCUACUUGGUGCAACAGCAGAGCUGGUACGAGACAUGGACGCCUCAGUCAGACGCCUGUAACGUCUCCCGACCCAGCAGCUUCUCCGACCGCCGCAACGGAACAACCUCUCACGACCACAAAAACAUCCGCAACUACGAGAACACGUCCCUCUUCUACGUGUCGUCCUUCCAGUACUUAGCCGUGGCUAUAGUUUUCUCCAAGGGGAAGCCCUUCAGGCAGCCGAGUUACAAGAACUGGCCAUUCAUGCUGUCCUGUGUUGGUCUCUACUCUUUUCUCCUCUUCAUCAUGCUGUACCCCAUCUCUGCUAUUGAUAACUUUCUAGAGAUCGUGUGUGUUCCACAUGACUGGCGUGUUACUCUGGUCAUCAUUAUUGCAGCGAAUGCCAUCCUGUCUUUCAUGUUGGAGAUUUUGAUCGUUGACAUCAUCUUGUGGAGGCUUGUUUUCAGAGGAAGUCAGGGGGCCAAUGGCCCCAGAGAGUCCUCCUCUGGCGACACACCACAGGUUGCUAAUGACAGCUGGGGCGCGUUGUUCCUGUCCCGGUUGUUCUGUCAGAGGAACAAGCCACCGAAGGUUCUGUACAGGCACCUGGCCCUGGAGCUGCAAGAGGACGCUGACUGGCCCCCCAAACCCUCAACUGUCACGUACGCCGCUGAAGCACAGCCCCACAUCUCUGCGACUCUCUGAUCCCUGCAGGGGGCGGAGCCUGACAUGUCCUACUGAUACAGACUAACACACACACGCACACACACGCACGCACGCACACACACACACACACAUGGUCUCCUACUUGAUGUCCUUCAUUGUUACCCGCCAUAGCAAAGUGAACUAAACUCUGAAUCCUGGGUUGAACCAGAGGUCUUUCCAUUUUUGGAGCCUUGUAUGCUAAUGCUAUUGCUAUGGAGCAACUGUCAUGAAUCAUACUUGAACGUUCUAGUGCGUGCAGAAAUGACGAGCAUACCGUUUGCCCUCAUACAGAUUUCAUCUCUUUUGUUGUCACAGUUACAUGUUUCAGAUCACCAAACAGACAAAGAUAACCUGAGAAAAUACAAAAUGUUCAACAGACUUAUGUAAAAGGUAAAUUACUCCUGGGCCUACAAACUGCCUGGUCUGGGUUGCGCAAAACUUUGUCGAUAUUCCCUUAAUUAAAAAAACAAACUCAAUUUUGCAAUUGCGGUGUUUCCAUUAAAUAAAAAAAGAAAUUAAAAUCACACGUGAAUAUGUUUGUUCAGCCUAUAAGUCAUUAAAAAUCUUUUCCUCGCCAUCAUCCUCUGACCUUAUCCUGUUGACUUCUUCUUCAUGGUUUGCGCUGAUGGGAACAUCUGAUUGUUGAUCAUGUGACUUCUAUGAUGCAAAAAAAAGGUGU
Molecule: messenger RNA, 4950 nt
Organism: Poecilia reticulata (guppy)
Lineage: Eukaryota; Metazoa; Chordata; Actinopteri; Cyprinodontiformes; Poeciliidae
Product: polyamine-transporting ATPase 13A3-like
Biological process (GO): polyamine transmembrane transport; intracellular calcium ion homeostasis
Cellular component (GO): late endosome membrane
Molecular function (GO): polyamine transmembrane transporter activity; P-type ion transporter activity; ATP binding
Source: RefSeq, a predicted model, not a curated record